UUAAUGUGUCCGGGCGACGUUCAAAACAUUAUCUAGCUGCGCGCACGCCGUACGCUACAACCGAUUUGUUUUUACAUAACAAUAUAAUCAAUUUAUUCAAUUUUAUUACGAAGAAACACGUUUUUAAGUGCCGAGUUUUAUAAUUUAUUAAUCUAUUAUUAAACUGUUAAUGUUUAUUUAAGUUAUUAAGUGAAACAAAUGUGCUGUGUUAUUUAUAUCUUAUAAGUUAAAGUUAACAGAGAUUACGUGCAAAAAUGGCUCAACCCGGUUAUGAAAUUAAACCGAUUCAAGCUGCGGACACUGAAGAUGUAAUGAACUUGUUGAGAAAAACGUUCUUCAUCGACGAACCAAUGAACCUAGCUGUCGGGCUCUGCAGUGAAGGAACAUGCACCGAGCUUGAGAAUUACUGCAAGAAGGCCUUGCCAGGCGAUGGUUGUUCCUUCAAGGCAGUUGACAAAGAAGGCAAUAUUGUUGGAGCUAUGGUUAACGAACUUGAUACUUUAACCGAGGGAGAUAACGGCAGCGGCUACUUACAAAUGGCAGAAAACUGUGCAAACCCUAAAUUCAAGAAGAUUCUCUACGUGUUGGCGAAGCGGGAGGAAGGUGCCAGGCUCGCUGAGAAGUUCCCCAAUGAUGACAAACUGCUGGAUGUGAAGAUCGCGGCCACCGACCCUAACUGGAGGAAGCGAGGCAUCAUGAACGCAUUGUUGAAUGAAACAGAGAAGCUAGCAAAGCAGCGCGGGGUUAGAAUUCUUCGCAUGGACACUUCCAGUGCCUACUCAGCGAUGGCCGCCGAGAGGCUCGGCUUCACCUGCAUGUACUCAGCUCCAUACAACGAGAUCAAACUCGACGGUCGCCCCCUUAUCGUUCCGGAACCGCCGCAUGUCGACGAUAGAGUCUACAUCAAGAUAAUGUUCGAUAAAAACAACUAACAACAAAUGUGUUGCGACUGAAAACUCUUUAGAUAAGUUAUUGAAACAUGUGACAUACCGAUAAAUACGUGACUAUAUGUAUUAUGAAAUUUUA
Messenger RNA from Helicoverpa armigera (cotton bollworm), 1026 nucleotides. RefSeq names its product arylalkylamine N-acetyltransferase 1. The coding region runs from base 255 to 932 and encodes 225 amino acids. NCBI's taxonomy places the organism in Eukaryota, Metazoa, Arthropoda, Insecta, Lepidoptera, Noctuidae. The record is from RefSeq and is a predicted model, not a curated record. The transcript has 5 exons. Gene Ontology annotation, molecular function: N-acetyltransferase activity.